UCAAUGUUGUUCCACUUAAGAACUGGGAAUGUAUCUUUUCUUGAAAAGAACCUGAUAUGUAGCUGCAGCCUGCAAGAACCUUUUUUCUUCUGCUUUACAAUUUGUUUUCUCAGCUAAUAAUCAUGGGAAGCAGUCAUUUCUUGAUUAUCCUUCUGUUGAACUUUCUGCUGCUUCUUUGUCCUUGUUAUUCACUUCCCUUGUGUACUGAUUCAAGGGCUCCUCUACCUCAAAAGACUCCUUUCACAUUCUGUCCUUACAAUGGAACCUCAUGCUGCAGCUCUGGUGAUGAUAAACAAUUGAAGACUCAAUUUGAUGCUAUGAACAUUUCUGAUUCUGGUUGUGCUUCUCUUGUAAAGUCUAUCCUCUGUGCGAAAUGUGAUCAAUUUUCAGCAGAUCUCUUUAGUACUACUAGUUCUGCUCCUAGACAACUUCCUAUACUUUGCGACUCCACAAAUUCUACGCAAACUAGCCAAGCUACAAAUAACUUUUGCUCGAAGGUAUGGACUACAUGUCAAAAUGCGUCCAUCAUGAAUUCUCUUUUUGCUGCUUCCUUGAAAGGUCAAGCUCCAACGCCUGUAAAGUCCAAUUCCACCAAGUUGACGGAUCUCUGGCAAUCACAAGACGAUUUCUGUAAUGCAUUUGGAGGAGCUUCUGGUGAUGGAUCAGUAUGCUUUGGUGGAGAACCCGUUACAUUAAAUACCACUGAACCUCCAAGUCCUCCAGGCGGUUUGUGCCUUGAGAAAAUAGGAAACGAUAGUUACCUCGAUAUGGCUGCUCACCCUGAUGGCUCUAAUCGUGCCUUUUUCUCGAAUCAGCAAGGAAAAAUAUGGUUGGCUACUAUUCCAAAAGUUGACUCUGGAAAGGUGUUAGAGCUUGAUGAGGCCAAUCCUUUUCUGGAUCUAACUGAUGAAGUUCAUUUUGACACUCAAUUUGGUAUGAUGGGGAUUGCAUUUCAUCCAAAGUUUUCGCAAAAUGGACGUUUCUUUGCUUCGUUCAAUUGCGAUAAGCAAACAUGGGCCGGAUGUGCAGGAAGAUGCUCUUGUAACUCGGAUGUGGAUUGUGAUCCAUCGAAACUGCCUAGUGAUAGUGGUACGCGACCAUGCCAAUUUCAAGCAGUUAUAGCAGAAUUUACUGUUAAUGGGACAAAUUCCCAGCCUUCACAGGCAAAAACUGCCAGCCCGAAAGAAGUCAGAAGAAUAUUCACCAUGGGCCUUCCUUUUACAUCUCAUCAUGGAGGCCAGAUUCUUUUUGGACCUAGAGAUGGAUAUUUGUAUUUCAUGAUGGGUGACGGUGGGGGUACUGGAGAUGCUUACAAUUUUGCACAAAACAAGAAAUCGUUGCUUGGAAAGAUUAUGAGACUUGAUGUCGAUAGCACACCAAGUGAUGCAGAGAUUACCAAGCUUGGUUUAUGGGGAAACUACACCAUUCCAAAGGAUAAUCCUUACAUUGAAGAUAAAGAGUUGCAGCCAGAAAUAUGGGCACUAGGAAUGCGAAAUCCUUGGCGCUGCAGCUUUGAUUCUGCAAGGCCAUCUUACUUCAUGUGUGCAGAUGUAGGCCAGGAUCAUUAUGAAGAGGUGGAUAUAAUCACCAAGGGAGGAAACUAUGGUUGGAAUAUUUAUGAGGGAGUCAAACCAUUCACUCCAAAAUCACCUGCAGCAAAUACAUCUGUGAGCUCAAUAAACCAAAUUUUCCCAGUCAUGGGUUAUAAUCACUCUGAUGUAAAUAAGAAUGAAGGCUCAGCCUCAAUCACUGGUGGAUACUUCUAUAGGUCCACGACCGAUCCUUGCAUGUCGGGAAGAUAUCUGUAUGCAGAUUUAUAUGCAGGGGCUAUGUGGGCAGGCACUGAAAGCCCUAAGGACAGUGGAACAUUUAACACGACCGAAAUUUCAUUCACUUGUGCUGGAAAUUCCCCUAUAAAUUGUGCCUUAGUUCCAGGAAGCACAGUUCCAGCUCUAGGCUACAUCUUCUCAUAUGGUGAGGAUAACAAUAAGGAUGUAUAUCUCCUAGCAAGCAGUGGUGUAUACAGGGUUGUUCGUCCCAGUCGUUGCAAAUACACUUGUGCAAAGGACAAUGCUACUGACAUUGCCACUCCAGCUCCUGGUAGUUCCCCUCCUUCAGCAGCAGUCAUGUUAACAGUUUCAUACAAGAUAGCACUCCUCCUAUUGUCCUUUUUGGUUAUGGUUCUUAGUUGAUACCGGGUUGCUGCUUAUGUAUAGGAACUCGAUAGGCUGCUUAAUUAGUUAAGUAUUAUACAAUUGCUAUUUUAGCUUUCUUUGAGUUCAUUGUAUGAGUAUUGUUUCUGGAAUUUUUGGCGAUUGGAUGUAAUGCACAAUGGUGGUCAAUUUAUGAGGAUUGUUACCUAAA
Lycium ferocissimum is the source of this 2364-nucleotide messenger RNA. RefSeq names its product HIPL1 protein-like. The transcript is spliced from 7 exons. The coding region runs from base 123 to 2192 and encodes 689 amino acids. The record is from RefSeq and is a predicted model, not a curated record. NCBI's taxonomy places the organism in Eukaryota, Viridiplantae, Streptophyta, Magnoliopsida, Solanales, Solanaceae.